Messenger RNA from Rhinopithecus roxellana (golden snub-nosed monkey), 1308 nucleotides. RefSeq names its product loricrin (gene LORICRIN). NCBI's taxonomy places the organism in Eukaryota, Metazoa, Chordata, Mammalia, Primates, Cercopithecidae. The transcript is spliced from 2 exons. Gene Ontology annotation, cellular component: cornified envelope; cytoplasm. Bases 110 to 1078 code for a protein of 322 amino acids. Gene Ontology annotation, molecular function: structural constituent of skin epidermis. The record is from RefSeq and is a predicted model, not a curated record.
CAGAGCUGUAUAUAUAACCUCAGGAGCUCAGUGCUCCUCACAUUGCCAGCAUCUUCUCUCCUCACUCACCCUUCCUGGUGCUUUGGGCUCCCCUUCCUCCUUAGAUAAGAUGUCUUAUCAGAAAAAGCAGCCCACCCCCCAGCCCCCAGUGGGCUGCGUGAAGACCUCUGGCGGCGGUAGCGGUGGCGGAGGCAACGGCGGUGGCGGCUGCGGCUUCUUCAGCGGUGGCGGCAGCAGCGGUUCUGGCUGCGGCUACUCCGGCGGCGGUGGCUACUCUAGCGGCGGCUCCGGCUGUGGCGGGGGCUCCUCCGGGGGUGGCGGCAUUGGAGGCUGCGGAGGGGGCUCCGGUGGGAGCGUCAAGUACUCCGGGGGCGGUGGCUCCUCCGGGGGCGGUGGCUCCUCCGGGGGCGGCUCUGGCUGUUUCACCAGCGGUGGGGGAGGUUCCGGCUGCUUCUCCUCCGGUGGCGGCGGCUCCGGCUGCGGCGGCGUCUCCUCUGGGGUCGGCUCCGGCUGCUUCUCCGGCGGCGGCGGCUCCUCGGGUCAGGCGGUCCAGUGCCAGAGCUACGGAGGUGUCUCCAGCGGCGUCACUAGCGGCGGCUCCUCCAGCGUGGGCUCCGGCUGCUUCUCCAGCGGCGGGGGCGGCGGCUCUGGCUGCGGCUACUCCGGCGGCGGCUCCGGCUGCGGCGGCGGCGGCUACUCCGGCGGCGGCUCUGGCUGCGGCGGAGGCUCCUCUGGCGGCGGCGGCUCCGGCUACGUCUCCUCGCAGCAGGUCACCCAGACCUCGUGCGCGCCCCAGCCGAGUUACGGAGGGGGGUCGUCCGGCGGCAGCGGCGGCAGCGGCUGCUUCUCCAGCGGCGGGGGCGGCGGGGGCUCCGGCUGCGGCGGCGGCUCCUCCGGGGUUGGCAGCGGCUGCGUCAUCAGUGGCGGGGGCUCAGUCUGCGGAGGUGGCUCCUCUGGGGGCGGCGGCAGCUCCAGCUGUGGCGGUGGCUCCUCCGUGGGGGGCUCAGGGAGUGGCAAGGGCGUCCCGGUCUGCCACCAGACCCAGCAGAAGCAGGCGCCUACCUGGCCAUCCAAAUAGGUCCCCCAGGGUACCACGGAGGCGAAGGAGUUGGAGGUGUUUUCCAGGGGCGCCGAUGGGCUUAGAGCUCUCAUGAUGUUACCCAAGGUUUGCAAAUCCUUCAUGUCUUAACCUACCUGGAAGAAGCCAUUAAGCUCUCCGGCUGCAACUAGUGCUGCUGUUUAGCCUCUUUGGUUUCUGUACAACUACCUCCCAACCCCAGUGCCUCAGUCAAUAAAUGUGCAAAUUUA